UGUAUCGCAAAUGCUUACCAGUGACAUCUGGUGGUUAGAAGACAUGAUGGCGGCUGUUAAUUCAAUAGUCCAGGACGAAGCUAAAUGCCACUGCCCCGACACUUUGGGUUAACAGAGGACAACGUGUUAGGAUUCACUUGUGAAUAAAAAACGAUUAGACCUACCUGUAUGUUUUAUUUAAACCAUUUUUGCUAGUGCUGAGAAAUUUCUGGUACAAGCUCUGACACACUGUGCCGAUGCAGAUUGCUUUGAGGAAGUUCAAGUGACACGAGCAUUGGCGCCUCGAUGUCCCCCUUAGCAAAAGGUAGGCUAAUUAAUAACAAGUGACUCAAGCGUAACCAGUGCCACACCUGGGGCGUGGCGUGGCGUGACGUUAUCCAAAGUGCUGCUCGGCGCUUGACUUGUCGGGCUGGACCGUGAUAGUUUCACUACGCAUUCUGCAACCAGAAGUGAUUCCCUUCCCGGAACCGUUCUUGGAAUAAUUCACAUUUUUGCUAUGAGAUAGAACUUCAGGCCCGUAUAAUGGCCAGUUCACUCGAAACUUUUCGAAUCCGAUCAGCUGAUAUUUUAACCAAAGACCCGCUCGACUACGGAGGAUUCGGUGAAGUCUUCUUAUGCCGCCACAAAACCCUCGGACCUGUGGUCCUGAAGUCUGUGUUCACUGGCUUUCUUCGAAACGAAGAUAGUAAGAGAUCGCUGCAGGAGGAGGGGGCCCUGAUGAUCCAACUGUGCCAUGAGCGUGUGGUGAAGCUUCUGGGUGUCAUUAUGGAGGACGGGGACUACUCCCUGGUCAUGGAGCUCAUACCAAUGGGCAAUCUGAAGUCCAUGCUUCAACAGGUUACAGUGCCAAUAUCGAUCAGGGGCAGAAUCGUUCUCGAGAUUCUGGAAGGAAUGGUUUACCUCACAGAAAAUAAUGUCAUACACAAGGACUUGAAGCCGGAGAACAUCUUAGUGGACCAGGACUUCCACAUCAAGAUCGCUGACCUCGGCCUGGCCACUUGCGAGUCCUGGAGCAAGCUGACUCGAGAGGAGUCCCGCAGGAAGAGCCGUUCAGUGGCCACGGCGGGCACCCAGGGGGCCGGCACGCUGAGCUACAUGGCCCCUGAGCACCUGGAGGACAUCAACAUCCGCUCCACGGAGAAGUCUGACGUCUACAGCUUCGCCAUCGUGCUGUGGGUCAUCCUCACCGGCCGAGACCCUUACGAGAACGCCCGAAACGAGAACCAGGUGUGCAUGUGUGUCCGCAAUGGAAACCGCCCAGCGGAGGACCUCAUCGCGGAGGACAUUCCCCGCGAGAUGGUGGAUCUCAUGAAGAGCUGCUGGCACAAGGACCCGAAGCUUAGGCCCACAUUUCAGGAGGGUUACAAGAUGUUCCUACCUUUCUACAAGGAAAAUCUCGAAGACUUAAUUGAGAAGGAUUCCCAUCAUUUGAGGGAAAUGUACGAUGGUCCCGAAGGGCUGGUGGAGAAGUUGAAAACCCUAACCAUCCCCUCUGAGUCUGCAUCAGCAGACGGCCCCGCUUCCCUGCUGAGCUCAGACCGAAGCGGCCCCUCCCUUGGCCCCUCCCUGGGCCCCGUGGAGGCCAGCGUGGAGGACCUCCACUACCUCUCCUGCCGGACCUCCGUCGAGGAGCCCGCCGGCCCCAUCCAGACGGACGCCCAGGGGGUGGGGGCGGCAGGGCCCCACGCCACCAGCCUGGAGCAGAAGCUGGACAGGGAGCUGCAGUACCACAAGAACGGCAGCUACACCUUCGUGGGCCAGCCGCACUCGGCCGACCCCAGCCAGCCCGACCACACCCGGCUACGACGCGCCGUCUCGGAGCUUCCCCAGCACCCGGGGAUGUCCUCGGUGCGCCCGGCGACCGCCGAGCCCUCGGAGGACGGCUGCUACCACCCCGACGUGGGCCUCUAUGAGUCGAUGGCGUCCGCGGCGUCCUCGGCCAAGUCUCACCACAAGUCCACCGUGUCCAGCAACCCGUCCCUCGCCGAGCACCGGCUCGUCCCUCCGGAGCAGGCCUCGGCCUACGAGCGGCAGAAGUCGUGGCCGACGUACCCGGUCCCGGACACGGCGGCGGCCGACUACCCCGCCGGGCUCCGCUUCAUCCCAAACAUGAUCGGCCCCCUGCAGGAUACAGGUUCCCAGGGUUUGUACAUCCAGAACGCGAGUGCUAUCCAGAUUGGUAAUAACAACUCUCUGAGCAUCAGGGGCUCAGACUCCAGUCUGGGUGGGCCGUCCUACUCUAUGCUGCAACUCAAACAGGCUCUCCUGAAAUAUGACGACCAGGCGGUGACCGAGGAACACCUGGACCUGCUGAGGGACAACAUCGGCUCCAACUGGAAGCGCUGCGCUCGACGCCUGGGUCUGACCAACGUGGAGGUGGAGGCGGUGGACCACGACUACUGCCGCGACGGGCUGCAGGAGAAGGUGCACCAGAUGCUAGAGCGCUGGAGGAUGAAGGAGGGCAGCUUGGGCUGCACUGUGGGCAAGCUCUGCAAGGCACUGGAUAGCCACAUCCCCGUGGACGUGAUCCAGAAACUGUUGUCCGCCUGCCAGAAGAGCAGCUCCACCUGAAUGGGAGGGAGAUGGCAGCACAAAGGAAAGGGAAUUGAAUUUACAACCCCUCCAAAAAUCAAAGCCAUCUCUUUCCAAGCAAAGUCCUUCCCAUUAAGUACUUAAGAUAUGGUUGUGUCAUGGUUCUCUCUCUCUCUCUCUUUCUCUCUCUCUCUCUCUCUCUCUCUUUCUUUCUUUCUUUCUUUCUUUCUUUCUUUCUUUCUUUCUUUCUUUCUUUCUUUCUUUCUUUCUUUCUUUCUUUCUUUCUUUCUUUCUUUCUUUCUUUCUUUCUUUCCUUCCUUCCUUCCUUCCUUCCUUCCUUCCUUCCUUCCUUCCUUCCUUCCUUCCUUCCUUCCUUCCUUCCUUCCUUCCUUCCUUCCUUCCUUCCUUCCUUCCUUCCUUCCUUCCUUCCUUCCUUCCUUCCUUCCUUCCUUCCUUCCUUCUUCAGAGGGAUAAAGAUGUUCUUUCCUUUCUACAAGAAAGUCUGGAAGACUUAAUUGGGAUGGAUUCUCUUCCAUUUAGUGAAUUUUCUCAGCCGUACAGACUGAUCAGUUUACAGUUUUGGUGCAUACCAACACCUCUCACUAUAGCCUGAUGCUGCAAGUCGAACACAAACUGUUUUUGACACACAAUGUAAGAACAUAAUGUGUUGGUUCUUGGUUUGCAGCAGCGGGCUGAGGCAAAUUCACUCAACAAGUAGAAACGUACUUCCAAUAUCCUGAUGAGAGAAAAUCUAAAAUUCUCCAAUAGUUAGAUGUUUACUGUUUUUGGGGGGUUCAACUGUAUAUCUGGCAUUUACCCGGGCGAGAUGGAUGUAUUUGAGCCAAAAACCUGAACCAUAACAUGAAACAUAAUAAUGAUUUUAUUUAGUGUCGAAGGCAUAGUGAAUCAAGUUGUGUCAUCAUCAUUAAUAAUAACAUUUGAAAAUGUACCGGGUAUUCUUAUGAAUGUGAAUUAUGUUGAAAUGUGCAAUUUUCUUAUAUACUAUUAUAUGUAUACAUUUCUUUCAACUGUUCCACUACAAUAAGAUGUAGAACAAUAAAUAUGCUUCCUGUGCAAAUGUAUGCAAUUAGCAAGCUGGUUGCUAAUGGCUCCUGUGCUAUCACCCUAUAGUAUAAAGGCAAGACUAUUUGUUAUCUUGUAAAGGUAUUUUUAAAUGAUAAGUUUGACCAGUGCUUUCAAUGGUCAGCUCACUGUAAUGGGUUUGUGUGAGUAUGUAUGUGGGAGUAAGGACAACGAAGUUGCAUAUCACUAAUGCUGAUUCAUUUUCCAAAUAUAAAUUUCAAAUAAAAUAAAAAGUUUUGUGUAAUAUGUUUAAUUUAGGCAAGAACAAUAACUAUCUGUUGGAAUGACUAUUUUGUGAUUUCAAAAUAAC
Molecule: messenger RNA, 3925 nt
Organism: Gadus chalcogrammus (walleye pollock)
Lineage: Eukaryota; Metazoa; Chordata; Actinopteri; Gadiformes; Gadidae
Gene: ripk1l
Product: receptor (TNFRSF)-interacting serine-threonine kinase 1, like
Exons: 11
Coding region: 523-2571 (682 amino acids)
Biological process (GO): signal transduction; protein phosphorylation
Molecular function (GO): protein binding; ATP binding; JUN kinase kinase kinase activity
Source: RefSeq, a predicted model, not a curated record